AUGAGGUAUCGUGGAACAUCCAGUUGUCGACAUGUCGCCAGAUACAUGCAUUACAACGAGAUGAACGAGCUUCCAGAGGGAUUCUUUAAGAAUUUAAAGGACAUCAUGAGAGUGACUGUGGACACGAACCUGAUGUGCUGCCAUCUGCACAAGGAAGACGCUGGCUGUGACUUUGCUUUCAACGACAACUUUGCCAAUUGUGAGAGCAUGUUCAGGAAUCCAGCCCCAAGGACAAGUAUCUGGGUGAUAGGAUCCCUCUCAAUCAUUGGUUCGGUAUUCGUUCUCAUCUGGAGAAGGAUCUUCAAAGAAAAAAACGUGGUACAGAACAUCAUGUUAAGGCAUUUGGCGGUGUCUGAUGGCUUGAACGGAAUAUAUCUAUACACAGUGGGUACGAAAGAUCUUCUGUGGUCUGGGAAGUAUUACCUGCAUGACUUCAAGUGGCGUACUGGUUGGUCUUGUCAGCUUACAGGGGCUAUCGCUUUGUUAUCCAGUGAGGUGUCUUUAAUGAUGAUGUCUCUGAUCUCCGCUGACCGGCUUAAGAAUAUUGUGUUCCCUUACGAUGGUACUGCUCUUACGCAAAGGGCGACGCACAUUCUGUGCUUCAUUAUCUGGGUUGUUGGUUUCCUGAUUGCAUUCUUUCCAAUGUUUGGCCUUCCGUAUUUUGAUCACCCCUACGGGUACCACACUUACUAUGGCAGAUCUGUUGUUUGCCUGCCACUGCAACUUACUUCUAAAAAGCCAGUAGGAUGGGAGUACUCCGCUGCUUUCUUUGUUGGCCUUAACUUUGCCAUUUUCCUCUUUAUCACGGUUGCUUAUACCAUGAUAUUCGCUAAGUCCUACCUAUCGAGUCGGCGUAUGGCCCGCCAAGGUACUGCCAGAGAGAUCCAAGCCAGAUCCAAAUCAGCCACCGCAAAAAGAGAAAGAGCCCUUGCUAGGCGGGUUUUCUGUAUCAUCCUUACCGAUUGUGCCUGCUGGAUGCCCGUGAUAGUCAUUGGACUCAGGUCAAUCUUGGAAAAGUCUUUCUCUUCUCCUGGAGACCUAGCUGUGUGGCUAGCUGUGUUUGUGCUCCCGAUAAACUCGGCCUUAAACCCCAUCCUGUACACGUUAUCUACACCACAGGUAAGAACCAGUUUCUUGCUUCUAAAAUUUGAGACUAUUUUGUUUAUCUGCAGUAAUACAAUAUCUACGUGGACGUUACUCUUUCUUCACCUGUAGCCUUCUGCCCAGGGACUGUGCGGAAGCAGGGGCUGG
This is a messenger RNA of Orbicella faveolata, 1251 nucleotides long. RefSeq names its product G protein-coupled receptor GRL101-like. Gene Ontology annotation, cellular component: plasma membrane. The record is from RefSeq and is a predicted model, not a curated record. Lineage: Eukaryota; Metazoa; Cnidaria; Anthozoa; Scleractinia; Merulinidae. Gene Ontology annotation, molecular function: protein binding; G protein-coupled peptide receptor activity. Gene Ontology annotation, biological process: hormone-mediated signaling pathway; adenylate cyclase-activating G protein-coupled receptor signaling pathway; activation of adenylate cyclase activity.